Molecule: messenger RNA, 4361 nt
Organism: Gambusia affinis (western mosquitofish)
Lineage: Eukaryota; Metazoa; Chordata; Actinopteri; Cyprinodontiformes; Poeciliidae
Gene: wipf3
Product: WAS/WASL interacting protein family member 3
Exons: 8
Coding region: 2278-3648 (456 amino acids)
Molecular function (GO): actin binding
Source: RefSeq, a predicted model, not a curated record
CAACCACGAAUCUUAGUGCAAUUUCGGAGCAGUGUAUUUAUAGAACAACACAAAUUAGUGAGGUAAUGCGAAGUAAAAUGAAAAUGACACAUAAUUUUAAGUUAAAAAAGAAGAAGAAUGGAUUGUAUUUGCAUUCUCCUGAUUUCUCUGCAGUUACUGCAUCAAGGAUGCUAAAGGAUAUAUACUCAACUCAACUUCACACUAACAGGCUGAAAUCUAUGUAAGAUAUUCUGUUUUGCAAAAUAUCUCAAUCUCAGAUAUGAUAGAAGAUGUCUGAUAAGGUCUGAUCUUCGACUGAGCCAUUCCCAUCCCAUUGUUCCUCUGUAGGCAUGUUUAAGAUUGUUGUCGUGCUGGGAGGUGGACCUGUCUGCAGCACGAUGCUGCCACAACCAUGUUUUGGAGUGAGAAACUGAUGAGCAGUUUUCGUAUUCUGCCAAGCAUAGUGUUCAGCAUUUCGUUGAAUCUGAGCAUUUUUUCCAAAUGUUUGCAGCGUUCCCUAGACAACCUGUUCUCUAGACUCCUGUAACUUAUUGUUGCCACUCCUCCAUAAAGGCAAUUUUUGUGGACUUAUUAGUGGAUUGAGAGGCCAAUAGUUUAAAUUGUGGAUUUUUGCAGCUGCUGCCGAUUUACUACUGACAUCUUGGCUACUUAUCUGAUUCAUAUUCUCCUUGCUAUGCUUGUCAGUUUAGGUAGACGUCUACCUCUUGGCAUGUUUGCAUUUAAGAUGUUUAGAGCUUGACAUAUAUAACCCUUCCUCAAGCUGCUCUUCUGUCCUUAUGAAGCGUUUUUUUCGCUGACGUUGUCUCACAAAAAUUCAAGAGCCUCACAAAACAGCUGGUCUUCGGUGCCUUCUAAAGGUCAUUGGUUGAACUGGCUUUUGUUUAGGGGAUCUUAGAGUGAAGAGACUUGGAUACAAAUGCACGGCACACCUUUUCAGGUUUUUAUUUGAUAAACAAAUCAAAAGCCAUAUAACUUGUAUCUUCCUCAUCAAAAUUAGGCACUAGGUGGUGUCACAAAAAAUUAAAACCGUUUGACCCAUAAGAAACUAAGUCGAGCUUAUAUCAGAGGAUAUAAGUCGCAAAAAUAUAUGAAUGUAGAUCUAUGCAUUCUGGCGAACACUGACCCACGUUGUUUGUCUUGCUAAAAUCUAACGUUUGCUAUCUGCUGCAAUGACGUGAAAAAGUGUUACUGUUUGCCAGAACACCUUUGUGUUUCAAAAUUGAGGAUGACAGGAUAUUUAAUAUAACUUUCAUCUGUUCAGGUGACUGUGGGUUUUUAAAAUUCACUUUUUCCUUUUGUUUUUCAUUGUCUUCCAGGUUAAAAUGUCAAAAAGGAGCGACUUAUCUUCCCUUUCUUCACUGUUUCACAGCAUGGAAGGAUGUUUGUGCAAAUGUUUCCAUUACUGAUUAGAGCGCAGCGGAAAGAAACUUAUUCCAAAGGCAACGUGUUUUGAGUGUCAUUAAAAUGCUCCUUUUUCCGGUUGAAUCUGCAAGCAGUUCCAGUUACUUGUCUGAGUCACAUGAGCUCCUUUUCGUCUCGAGGAGGUCGAACAACUUUCGGGGCGAAAGGUAACAAAGACUGGUGGAGACUGUGUCAGAGCUCAGCAGAUCGGGGUGUCCAUCUUUUGGCUCUCUUAUAAAUCUAAACAGGCAGCGUCACAGAAGAUCCUUGAGACCAUUAUAAAGACAGGAAUAGCAAGGGCGGACGGUCUGCCAGGUUACAAACUUGCAAAGCACGAACUGGGCACAUAUAAACACAGGGGACAAGGGAGCUUCGCUUUUAGCAACAAUACAGGUCCUGUUCAGUGUUUAUUAAAUUGCUAAGGAGGAGCAGGAGCAAAUUCCACAAAGGGAUGAGUGUGCAAAAACAUCAGGAUGCUUUCAGUCUUGAGUGUUUGUCACUGAGCGGCUGAAGAGACUUUUACAGGAUCAUGUAAAAUAAAUAACCUGCUGACACCGUCCUGGAUCUUCGAAGACAUGCUGAGUGUAUUCAGGAAAAAAAAAAAAAAAGAACAAUAUGUUUGAACAGUUCAGGUCCUCUUCCUCCGGUCUUUCCUCGAUGUGUUUUCUAUCCAGUAACUGCACUGAGAGGGGUCCAGUACGUUUCACACAACGCUCCCCAUUGUUCCCGUCUCAAGCCCAGCAUUGUGGGAAGAAGAGUUAGAUAGGAGGCGGAGAGUUGUGUCAGGUUUCUGCGGAGAGGAUGGAGUGCUUUCUGUUUCCUGUUUUUGCUGCAUGGCCUUUCCUGUUCAGGAAAAAAGGUAUCUGAAUCUUCGGUAUGCCGCCUCCAGGUCCCCCGCCGCCUCCACCGCCUCCACCCGGCCCCCCGCCACCGCCUCCUCCCUCCGCCCCCCUGCCACAGUUCCCUUUGGAGCCUCCUCAGCUCCAGUCUGGCGGAGGAGGAGGUGGAAGAAAUGCUCUGUUGGCCGACAUCCAGAAAGGCGCCAAACUCAGGAAAGUCACACAGGUCAACGACCGGAGUGCCCCUGCAGUUGAUAAGUCCAAGACUAACACAGGAGAUGUUGGCUCUUCUCAAAACCAAUCAGCUGGGAUUGGUCCCACAGGACCCUCUCUAGGUGGAUUGUUUGCUGCGGGGUUUCCCACUCUCAGGCCUAUUGGUCAUAGAGACUUACCAAGCAAGACCAAAGUGUCUCGGUCGAGCUCCUCUGCCUCCUUGAGGCCGCAGUGGAACCCUCCUACAUCGGCGGACUCAAGCAGCCUUCCAGAGUCUCCCAAGACGGCAGAGAUCCAAAGCUCCUUCCAACGUCUUCUCACUUCCUCCGCCUCUGCUCCACCCUCCCCCUCUCAUGGCAGCAAGCACCCACCACCUUUCCAGGCGUCCUCACCUCCGACGCCUCCGCCCGCCCCUCCCUCUGUGCCUCCCCCUCCUCCGCCGCCUCAAGCCGAACGACCAGCCAACAAGCCCCCUUCCCUUUUCUCCUGCCUGCCUCCUCCCCCUCCGUCCCAGGUCACCAGGCCAACAUGGCUACCUGUUCAGCAUUCUCACCACACAUCCUUGCCCCAGCCAUCAACUCCUCCUCCUCCACCUCCCCCUCUCACUCACCCGCCUCCUUCAUCCAUCUCAGACCGCUCGUCAGGUCACUUCUUCUACUCUCCGCCUCCCUUCUCUGAACCGUCCAGGUUCCCCAUUCUGCGUGAUAGCCCCCUGGGACCCCCUCCUCCUCCUCCUCCGCCUCCUCCUCCACCUUUGCCGACGUCCUUCACGCCAAGCUGCCCAACCACCCUUCCACCACCGCCACCCAAAGUGGCCCCGGUGCCCUCGCCAGCCAUGCGCUCGCUGCCACCAUCAUACCCUUGCAACGUUCCCACUCGGCGCCCGCCGGCUGUGCCCAGAAGUUUAGGUGUGGGUCGGCUGCUGGCUCCUCCACCGGCUCCUCCGGCACGUUCCCCCACCACAGAGUUGUCCACCCGCAUUCUUCCCCCUCCGCCUCCUCCCCCUCCACCUCCAUUCAGCCUUAGGAAUGGACACCUCCACAGUCUGGUAGACGACUUUGAAUCCAAGUUCCAGUUCCACCCUGUAGAAGACCUCCCGCCGCCCGAUGAAUUCAGGCCUUUCUCUCGUGUCUACCCAAGCAAAGAACACAGAGUGAACCCAAAGCCAUCUGGGAUCAGGACACACCUCAGAUGAGUCACUGAACCUCCAACUUCUUUCUCACUCGAAGAACACUGCUCCUCGGUCGGCCGUCUGACGGCUCCAGACACUCACAAAAUGGACACAGAGACUCGUUUAUCCUUGGUGUGUUUGCGUGAGCGCGAGUGUCAAACAGGGUCCAGCCUUAUUCUGACUGUGCGCCCUCUGACCUUUUUCAGCUCGGAAUGUUUUCAAUGUGUGUGAGGAGGAGGGCUCGACAGACUAGAUACAGUCUCUACACACUAAGUCGCGGGACACAGUCUUCCAUCACUUUCUUUUUUUAAAUAUAUAUUUUUACAUUUAUAUCGAUUCACACACUAAUGGAAGGACUGAAAAGUUUGAUUUUUGUCAUCUUGUGUUACCUCAACUCUAUAUUGUUUACUACAUUAAUAGCCGCAACUUUUUAAAGACAUACAAAGUUGUCUUUGUCUAAGAGUUACGCUGCAUUUAAGUUGAACUUUAAGUAGAAUUUUGUAAAUUUCAUUUUCUUGUCAUCUCUAAAUGGUCAAGCAACACACACGCACACACACAUUCUAGUGGAUGUGCUGAAUUUUGGAGUAAAAAACAAGGUUCCAUGUACAUCCUUUAUGAUUUAUUUAGUCUUACCUGUUUGCUUGGUAGUUUUUACAUACAGCAUAGCGGUGCUCGUUUGUGUUAAUGUGACUUUUAUUUUUAGAGAAAUUGAUGAGACUGACAGGCAAGGAUGGACU